Messenger RNA from Lotus japonicus, 952 nucleotides. Its product is annotated as 14 kDa proline-rich protein DC2.15-like. The transcript has a single exon. Lineage: Eukaryota; Viridiplantae; Streptophyta; Magnoliopsida; Fabales; Fabaceae. The record is from RefSeq and is a predicted model, not a curated record. The coding region runs from base 59 to 478 and encodes 139 amino acids.
CCUCUCCCAUUAAGCACCAUACAAACCACAUUGCUACUGUUUUUCUCUCAAGCUAGCCAUGGCUUCCAACAAACUCUCUGCCAUCUUUUUGGUGCUUUCUCUCCUUGCUUACUCAACAUUCACUCAGGCUAAUGUUUCAUGCCCACCACCACCAAAGUCCACGCCCACACCUACACCCGCACCCGCACCCAAGCCCACUACUCCCGCCACGCCGCCACAAGCACACUGCCCCACGGACGCCUUAAAGCUAGGGGUUUGUGCUGAUGUGUUGGGCCUCGUUCACCUGGUUAUUGGAACUCCUCCUACAAGCCCUUGUUGCACAUUGAUCAAGGGUUUGGCAGAUUUGGAGGCUGCACUUUGCCUCUGCACUGCAAUUAAGGGCAAUGUGCUUGGAUUAAACUUGAAUGUACCUAUUACGCUCAGCUUGAUCCUCAGUGCUUGUCAAAAAACAGUCCCUCCUGGUUUCCAGUGCCCCUAAGAUUAAUUCAAGUUAUUAGUUUGUCUCAAAUGUUUUCAGUGUGCAUUGUAGUCAUGAGGUGGAUGCAUGGAGUAUAGAAAUAAAAUCCCCUCAUAUCGUAUGACAAUGUCAAGUAAAAUUUUGUAUCUAUUAUUAUCUUCAUAUUCAAGUGAUUGUCACCUAUGAAGAGAGAUAUAUGCACAAAAUUUUAACAUGACAUUCUCACGUGAAGUUCAACAUAAAAGGAUUAUGAUAUUAUCUUUGGUAUUAGUUUCUUUUGUGUUAUAGUUGUUGAUUUUCUUUUCUUAUGGAGUUUGUUGUUGUUAAUGCCGUGUCUGUCCAAACAUGUCGUUCUAUUAAUUUCCUCUCAUGAUUCGUCACAUUACUAAUUAGGCAAGCUUGUUUGCCUUAAUUAGUCUCAUGAAACAUGUUAUUUGAUUAUUAAAUCAUUGUUUGCUUUAAGUUAUCAAAGUGGGAAAAAGAUUUGAACUUGAA